UUCCUCUCUCCAAGACCUCAAUUUUUGCACAGCCCGGUCCUUGAAAUUAGAUCCCUUCAAGAGACCUGGAAAACGUUUGCUCAGCAAAACCCUCCUGUUUUUCCAAAGGCUCUGUCUCAGGAAUUUAAAGCACACUUUUUUAAAAAAAAAACACACAGACACCCACCACUUGAGGAGGGGGGAGAUUUCCUUUCCCUCUCUCCCUCCCCUCCUUACAGAAAGAAUGGAAGAAAGUUCUAGCCCUCCUGCUUCUCCUGGGGACAGCCUGGGGACCAGCGAAGAGGAGCUGGAGAGGCAGCCAAAGAGGCUGGGAAGGAAGAGGAGAUACAGCAAGAAAUCCAGCGAAGAUGGGAGUCCAAACCCAGGCAAGCGGGGGAAGAAGUCCAGCCCGAGCGCACAGUCCUACGAGGAGCUCCAAAGCCAACGGAUCCUUGCUAAUGUCCGAGAGAGGCAGAGGACUCAGUCCCUCAACGAAGCUUUUGCAGCCUUGAGGAAAAUCAUUCCCACCCUGCCUUCUGACAAACUCAGUAAAAUCCAGACUCUCAAGCUCGCUGCCAGGUACAUAGACUUCCUCUACCAGGUCCUGCAGAGUGAUGAGAUGGACAAUAAGAUGACCAGCUGCAGCUAUGUGGCUCACGAGAGGCUCAGCUAUGCCUUUUCUGUGUGGAGGAUGGAAGGAGCGUGGUCCAUGUCUGCCUCACACUAGCCAACAUCAGGGUUAAAACCAAGGAUGACCGCCAAAGGGACUGUCCAAUUCUGGAGACUGGAGUGGAGCUGAAAAGGAUCCACGUUUGUAGCUUGUGAAACCUUAACAACCUCAAGAGAACUGGUCUAAAGGAACCACUUGAUUUCCCCUCCCCUUGAACUCCUGCAGAACAUUGAGAGAGAACAGGAAAGCAGCACCAAAGCUAAUGGGUUUGAAAUGUUGCAACAUCUCUCCCCAAGAGACAAAAGUAAAACACAAAGAGGCUAUUCAACUUUGUGUUUAUUUGCUGGAGCUCGUGUGUGUGUGUGUGUGUGUGUGUGAGAGAGAGAGAGAG
This is a messenger RNA of Zootoca vivipara (common lizard), 1040 nucleotides long. It is a transcript of the gene TWIST2, whose product is annotated as twist family bHLH transcription factor 2. The record is from RefSeq and is a predicted model, not a curated record. Gene Ontology annotation, biological process: regulation of transcription by RNA polymerase II; developmental process. Gene Ontology annotation, molecular function: protein dimerization activity; DNA-binding transcription factor activity, RNA polymerase II-specific; RNA polymerase II transcription regulatory region sequence-specific DNA binding. NCBI's taxonomy places the organism in Eukaryota, Metazoa, Chordata, Lepidosauria, Squamata, Lacertidae.